CAAUUCAAAGCUGAAUGCUGUAAUUUAUAGGCGGCGUCGCUUCCGUCCGUCGGCUGUCAAACUGAAUGAGCCAGCCGGCCACGCCAAGCCAGCCAGCCAAGCCAGUCAAGACAAAGGCGUUUGAAAUUAGAAUACCAAACAUUAUCACAUGUUCCGAGCAGCUGACUCUGACCUUGAAUGGCCGAAAAAAAUUAAAUACGAAUCAGUAAUGCCAAGUUGGCUAUAUUAGAGUCAUAUUUUUGAAAGAUGGUAGUAGGCCUUCGCCCUGCUGCCAGCCGAGAGAUGAGAUGAAAUGUCGAGUCCCGAGGCUGAAAUCAUGCUGCUGCUGUGUGGAUCUGCGGGCGGGCUGCUUCUUUCUGGCACUAUUUGAGAUCUUUGCAUCGAUCCUGGGCUUCUUUGUGGCCGAAGAGGGUAAGCUGUUUCUGAUUGGACGUUUGGCGUACAUGUUUCACUUCAUCGGCUCGAUAUUUCUGUUGAUGGGCAGCAUGUUGCAGAUCGAGACACUUGUAAUCAUCUACCUGGGUACGAAUAUAUUUCACCUGAUUUUCAGCACAGCCUUCGUGGUGGAGUACGCCGUGGAAUGUAGGUUCUGUGCUUUGGAAACAACACCCGUAUAUAUCACAUUGAUUGUCAGUCUCUAUUCUUGGCUGGUGGCCUUCUCGUACUUGCGACGCCUUCACUGGCAGAACGAUCCAGAAUACGACGAGUAGCAAGCCAACGGGGUAUCUUUAAGGUCUAUUCUGGAACUUCAUAGACUCUAUAGCACACUGUGUUUGUGUUUGCCUUGGUCUGUGUACUUUUCUGUUUUGGCUUUAAUUUCACACUAAUUUGUAAAUUUGCCUUUAAUGCCAAAAGACAA
Drosophila bipectinata is the source of this 859-nucleotide messenger RNA. RefSeq lists its product as uncharacterized. Lineage: Eukaryota; Metazoa; Arthropoda; Insecta; Diptera; Drosophilidae. The record is from RefSeq and is a predicted model, not a curated record.